AUGGCAGUUCGCGAUCAAUUGACAGCUUUGCUGUCAUGCUUAUUGCUUCUUGUCCUUGGCAAUCCCUUCAUCGGCAGAGUUCACGCCGAGCCCCAGGCCCAAGAUGAGUCCAUUCUCCACGGCGAGAUGGCCAGAAUAAACAACCAGAGCCUGCUAUGGGGCCCGUAUCGCCCCAAUUUGUACUUUGGUAUUCGCCCUCGCUUGCCCAAGAGUAUCAUGACUGCGUUGAUGUGGGCAAAGGUCGACAACUACAAUGAUGUCCAGAACAGCUUCCGGUACACUUGCGAGCAGAACGAGGGCAUGGCCGGUUAUGGCUGGGAGGAGUACGAUACCAGGAAAGGCGGCGUCCAGACCAUUCACGAUACCCAGAACAAGAUCGACGUCACAACCUCAUUCGUUAAAAUUCCUGGUGGUGGUCACGGCGGCAGCUGGGCUGCGCGUAUCAAGGGUGAGCCCCGAGAGGACGCCCCCGACGACCUAAAGACGACCUUGGUCUUCUACGUAACCUCGGAGCCCCGCUGGGAAGAGAUCGAGGUCGCAGCUGACGGAGACGACAACGGCUUCCCCGGCGAUGUGACCCUCUUGGGAAGCUCUGAGGCCCUCGGCAACUGGAAAAUCGUUGUCACCAAGGGCACUGGGGAGCAUCCUGAGAGCAACCACCCCAUCACCAGCCGGGACUCGGAGAAGACUACAGUGCAGUCAAUUGCUGUCCCGGACGAGCAUCUAUGGAGAGCUCGGGAUGUGCUUUUCUCACAGCUGAAGCAGGGUGUUGAUGCUAUCGUCGGAGAGUUUGGUACCGAUCACGCACCACCUCCUUGGCAAACAUACCAGCUCCCGAACCAGCCUGGAAAGGGUAACGUGCAGAUGAUCCAGAAGAUCUUCGAAGGCCCCUUUGAGUUUGAUAUCCUAUUCACCAGCGGCUCCGCUGGCAAGGACGUGACGAGCGGCGACCUGACACGAGAGAUCAGAUCGACCACGGAAGCUUUCAGCGAGAAAUACCUGGACGUCUUCACCCCGCAGGCACCAUUCGAUGCUCAGAAAUACCAGAAGUUUGGGCGUAGCAUGCUCUCCAACCUUGCCGGAGGCAUUGGCUACUUCUAUGGAAAUCACAUUGUUGACCGAUCAAAUGCCCCCGAGUACGAGGAGGAAAACGAAGGCUUCUGGGAGGACACUGCCGAGGCCAGAGCUCGUCGCCAGGAGCAAUCUGAAGGCCCCUACGAGCUGUUCACCAGCAUUCCAUCCAGGCCCUUCUUUCCCAGAGGCUUCCUCUGGGAUGAGGGCUUCCACCUCAUGCCUAUCAUCGAGUGGGAUACUGAUCUAACCAUGGAAAUCGUCAAGAGUUGGUACAAUCUCAUGGACGAGGACGGCUGGAUUGCGCGCGAGCAGAUUUUGGGAGACGAAGCUCGCAGCAAGGUGCCUGCCGAGUUCCAGGUGCAAUACCCACAUUACGCCAACCCACCGACACUCUUUUUGAUCAUUGAAAACUUCCUCGAAAAGCUUCAAAAGGCCAACGGAACCCUGGCCUCAAGCAAAGAGACGCUCUCUCAGCAAGGCCUUCACCAUGAAAGCGCCCUUCUUGCAAAUCCUUCCUUUGGACUGAAAUAUCUGCAAGAGAUCUACCCCCUCCUGCGACGCCAGUUUUACUGGUUCAAGAAAACACAAUUUGGGGACAUCAAGUCGUACGAACGUGAGGCAUAUUCGAGUAGGGAGGGCUACCGGUGGCGCGGUAGGUCAAUUCAGCACAUUCUGACCAGUGGGCUGGACGACUACCCCCGAGCUCAACCACCGCACCCUGGUGAGCUCCACCUCGAUUUGAUCUCGUGGGUAGGCUUGAUGGCAAAGACCUUGAACACUAUCGCAACGGCCAUUGGCGAAGAAGCAGAUGCCAAGGACUAUGCCGCUGUUCUCAAUAACAUUGAGCACAACCUCGUAGAUCUUCACUGGUCGGAAGAACAGGAAUGCUUCUGCGAUGCCACCAUUGAUGCUUUCGAGGAGAAUCAGCUUGUCUGCCACAAGGGAUACGUCACCCUCUUCCCCUUCUUGACCGGCCUGCUGAAGCACGACGACCCCAAGCUCGGCAGUCUCCUCAAGCUCAUCGGCGACGAAGACGAGCUGUGGAGUUCGUUUGGUCUCCGCAGCUUGAGCAAGAAUAGCGAAUUCUAUGGCACAGACGAGAACUACUGGCGAAGCCCGAUUUGGAUUAACAUGAACUACCUCGCCAUCGUGCAGCUCUACAACGUCGCACGCCUGGAUGGCCCCUACAGGUCCCAGGCCACUGACCUCUACUCUCGUCUUCGUGCCAACAUCGUCGACAAUGUGUACAACAGCUGGGAGGAGACCGGCUUUGCUUGGGAGCAGUACAACCCAGAGACGGGCAAGGGUCAACGCACACAGCACUUCACGGGGUGGACAAGCCUGGUCGUCAAGAUCAUGGCCAUGCCCGAUCUAGCUGCGCCCACACCGGGCUCUGGUGUUCCCAAACCUGGGCACGAUGAGCUGUGA
This is a messenger RNA of Truncatella angustata, 2502 nucleotides long. Its product is annotated as glycoside hydrolase. The transcript is spliced from 3 exons. Gene Ontology annotation, biological process: oligosaccharide metabolic process; protein N-linked glycosylation. Gene Ontology annotation, cellular component: endoplasmic reticulum membrane. Lineage: Eukaryota; Fungi; Ascomycota; Sordariomycetes; Amphisphaeriales; Sporocadaceae. Gene Ontology annotation, molecular function: Glc3Man9GlcNAc2 oligosaccharide glucosidase activity. The coding region runs from base 1 to 2502 and encodes 833 amino acids. The record is from RefSeq and is a predicted model, not a curated record.